Molecule: messenger RNA, 4270 nt
Organism: Eruca vesicaria subsp. sativa (arugula)
Lineage: Eukaryota; Viridiplantae; Streptophyta; Magnoliopsida; Brassicales; Brassicaceae
Source: the annotation of a GenBank genome assembly
CAAAUAAGAAGGCAACCACCACCGUCGCGUCUCCAACCCCAACUGCUCUCUCUACCUUUCCUCGAAAUAUCCCGUGACCUUCGUCUUCCCAAAUUUUUCGAAUUUAAAUCCUCUAGAUCUACUCGUUUCGUCGGUUAUUACGAUUGACUGGGUUCCUUUCUCCAGGAAGGAUAAUUCCGAUUGAUUGAUUGAUUGUUGAUUUCCGAUUUAGGGUUUGUUUUUCCCCCUUUUUCGCUCUCGGAUUAGGGUUUGUUUGUGUUUGUGAUGGGUGAAGAGGGUCCAGUGUUCGCCGUGGGCGAUGGGUUUCCUCCUGAUGAUUUUAAUGGUGGUUUUGAGUUUGAAGACGACGAUGAGGAUCUCACUAUUGACAUCGAAACCAUUUACCGGAUUCUUGAUGAGAAGCCUGAUUCUGCUGAGGGUAGCCAAGAUAAUUCAUCUCCAGCUGCUUCUUCUCCUGACGAGCUCAAGAAUUCACACUCGCAAAAUGGAACUCAGACAGUUGAUUGGUUACCUUCUCGGGAUUCAUAUAGCUUAAGAGCUUCGCCUUCUGGGACAUUUGAUGACCAUGUGAAACUUGAAUCUGGCCUUACUCCAUCACCUGCUCGCACUUGCUCUGCGAGUCUUAAAGAUUGGUUUUCAGUGAGCCAGGAUGAGAAGCCUGUCGAAACUUAUGGCGUAGCUCAAUCUGAGAUGACUAGUGGUAGUGUAUCCUCUGGUUCCGUCGACAGAGACCAUGGUGCCAACGUCUCCUUCAAUCCUGUGAAUUGUGAAGUUGACACUUUUUCCAAGCAGGAGUACAGAACAACUGACACCAAAUUGGCAUCGUGCAGCCCCACAGCGUAUAUAGAGGAAGUUCAUGGAUAUGGAGCAGGGAUGGGAGUUACACAUAAUUCCUCCGCCAUGUCUGGUUUUUGUUAUAAUUCCAAUACUCUCGGUAACGGUGCGGAUAAUUGUUACAAUACAAGUGGUGCAUCCUUAUCAGAACAUACCCCCAGUUACGCGUUUCAGUUCUUUCCCAACAAAGAAGAAGCUGUAAAUGAUGUUGACAGUGGAGUAAGUGAGUGUCAGUCGGAUGGUGCCAGCCUGAUGGUUUUUGAUAGACACGGGAGAGUAGAUUACGGAUAUUUAGACAGGGAACCUGUUGUUGAUUUCUCUAGUGCAAGAGGGAUCGGUUUCAAGUGUGAAAGUAAUCCCUCAGUUCCUCUUCCCUGUGCCAAACCGUACAAUAGUUUUGACAGUCACUUAGCUGAUAAUGACGUUGCCCCUCUGAAGGUUAAGCCAGAGGCUGAGUCAGAGAAUGUGAUUUACAGUUCAGUUCCAAAGGAAGAAAGUGUUAUGGACUCUGUUUAUGCACCUGGGGAAACCAGUCAUUGGUGGACUGGUGCAUCUGGCUGUUCAGUCUCCUAUCAAACAGAUAUCGAGGAAGGAUUUGCAUUUAUGGCACAGCAAACUAGUUUCCCUAGUCAAGACUUUGGCAAUUCCAGUAAACUUUAUGAUUCAAAUGCAUGUUUGCAAUAUGUUGCAGCAGAUCCGAGCCCAGCGACACAGAUCAAUGGGUAUUUAGACUCUCUGACACAUCAUGGAAACCAUGAACGUAUUCAACCAAGGACCAUUGAUUAUAACUUCUCAAAUGGCAGCUUUGAAUCAGUUCAAAGUCUUUCUUCAGAAUGUAUAUCUGAUAGUGAUGAUGAUUCGGACGUCUGCAUAAUAGAAACUAAUUGUCAACCGGCAAACCCAUAUCGACCUCUACCUAUGAAAAUUCCGGUGGUUUCUUCACAACAUUCUUCAGUUGGUCAGACUUUAAAUCAACCUGGAGGCACGAGGCAGCCAAGCAAAGAAAACAUGAUGGUUCAAGCUGCAUUGCAGGAUCUAUCUCUGCCUAAUGCUGAAGCAAGUCUUCCUGAUGGUGUCUUGGCAGUUCCCCUUAUGAAACAUCAGCGAAUUGCAUUGUCAUGGAUGGCCAAUAAGGAGACAACUGGCUUACCCUGUUCGGGAGGAAUUCUUGCUGAUGAUCAGGGACUUGGGAAGACAAUUUCCACUAUAGCACUUAUUCUAAAGGAACGGUCUACACCUUCCCGAGCAUGUGAAGAGAAGAAGAAAGAAUUUUUUGACUUAGAAAGCGAGGGUGGAGAAUGUGCGUCCUCAAAACCUAAUGAACAAAAUGGAAAUAGUGUGGAUAAGGUGAGGGGAAGGCCAGCUGCUGGAACGCUUGUUGUCUGUCCCACGAGUGUUAUGCGACAGUGGGGUGAUGAAUUACGUAAGAAGGUGACUAGUGAAGCGAAUCUCACUGUACUUGUAUACCAUGGGGCCAGCAGAACAAAGGAUCCUCAUGAGCUGGCUAAAUAUGAUGUUGUGGUUACUACAUAUUCUAUCGUGAGCAUGGAAGUGCCAAAGCAGCCACUUGUUGAUGAUGAGGAUGAAGAGAAGGAUGAUUUAAAUAGUGGUGAAGGUGCAGCUGCUGGCCUCUGCCCAAACAAGAAAAGGAAAUAUCCUCCCGAUUCUCAAAAGAAGGGAUCAAAGAAGAAGAAACGUCUAGAUCGCGCAUUGGUUGAGGCUCAGUCGGGCCCUCUUGCGAAAGUUUCCUGGUUCAGAGUUGUUCUGGAUGAGGCACAGAGCAUUAAGAAUCACAAAACCCAAGUUGCAAGAGCAUGCUGGGGCCUUCGUGCUAAGCGGAGGUGGUGUUUGUCUGGUACUCCAAUCCAAAAUUCGAUCGAUGAUCUCUACAGCUACUUCCGGUUUCUCAAAUAUGAUCCUUAUUCUUCCUACGUUUUGUUCUGCAACUCAAUUAAGAACCCUGUAGCUAAGACCCCGGUGAAAGGAUAUCAAAAGCUGCAGGCUAUCCUUAAAACAGUGAUGCUUCGCCGAACUAAAGGUUCAUUUAUUGACGGGAAACCCAUAAUCUGUUUACCUCCGAAGUCCAUUGAAUUGAGAAAAGUGGAUUUCACUGACGAGGAACGUGAUUUCUACUCCAACAUAGAGAAGGAAUCUCGUAAUCAAUUCCAGGAAUAUAAAGAAGCCGGGACAGUGAAGCAAAAUUAUGUGAAUAUAUUGUUGAUGCUCUUGCGCCUUCGUCAAGCUUGUGAUCACCCUCUUCUCGUUAAAGGUGAAUACAGUUUUACUUGGGAAUCCUCGCUCGGAUUAGUCAAGAAGGAGAAUUCCUCAGAAGCUUCAUUACAAAUUUGUGGAUUCUGCAAUGAUUCACCUGAGGAUGCUGUUGUGUCAGUCUGUGGUCACGUUUUCUGUAAGCAGUGCUUUUAUGAGUGCCUUACGGGCGAUGAUCAUCAAUGCCCGAUUGCAAACUGCAAUCGUCGACUCUCUGCUAUGCCUUCCAUGCAUGAUAGUGCCACUUCAGUUAAUGUUGAGACUGUUGACCCUUCUUCUGAAGAUUCUCCAUAUGAGUCGUCUAAAAUCAAGGCUGCUCUAGAGAUCUUACAAUCACUUGCCAGACCGCAGGAUGUGACAGAUAUGAAGCAGAUCUCUCAAAAGGGAGAGGACUCCAGUCUUCCUGUAACUCCAGUCAAGGUUGUUGGAGAAAAAGCCAUUGUUUUCUCUCAGUGGACAAAGAUGUUGGACCUACUUGAAGCUUCUCUGAUAAGUUCGCGUAUUCAGUAUAGAAGGCUCGAUGGAACAAUGUCAGUUGCUGCCCGAGAUAAAGCAGUGCAGGAUUUCAACACUCUCCCUGAGAUUACUGUAAUGAUCAUGUCACUCAAGGCUGCUAGUCUCGGACUGAACAUGGUAGCAGCGUGUCAUGUUCUAAUGCUAGACCUGUGGUGGAACCCAACAACGGAGGAUCAAGCUAUCGAUAGAGCACAUCGAAUAGGACAGACACGACCAGUAACAGUGGUUCGAUUCACAGUAAAAGAUACAGUUGAGGAUCGCAUAUUAGCCCUUCAGCAAAAGAAGAGAAUGAUGGUAGCCUCUGCAUUUGGUGAAGAUGAAAAAGGAAGCAGACAGUCUCACCUCACCGUGGAGGACUUGAACUAUCUGUUUAUGGCGGAUUGAUGAGAGCUCUUUUUUACCAGUGCGUGGGUACAUAUGAUAGGAUUUUCUUUGGUUAUUGUGCAGUUUAUGGAGGAAGCGACUCUUGGUUUAACUAACUACAGGUUUGGGAAUACGAAAAUAGGGAAAGAUGAAUCCGAUUGUUCACUAUUCUAUUUAGACGUUUAGGUAUUAUUGCAAUUAAGACAGUAGGAGCCUUUUGCUUUCGAAAUACUCACUGUAAGAAUACAAUUUGAUGGUCCAUCAGGUUAACUAUAGCUUUACUUCUUCG